AUGUCCGACUCACACUAUGGGACUCUUUCCACUCUCAGGAUUCGAACCGUGCAGGUGGAACUCUUUCCCUUCCAACCUAGCCCAUCCAUUUCUGACUCUGCGCUUGACACUGACCAGCUCAAUACCAUCAUUGUUGUUACUGGUGGUGCGAGCUUCAUUGGCUCCAACAUAAUCAAGGAGCUCAACAACCGUGGCCACAGCAACAUCCUGGUUGUGGAUGACCUUGGGAUCGACGGCGCCAAAUUCCGAAACCUGGCCGAUUGCCAGAUUACCGACUUGAUCUCACCAUCGGAGUUUCGUGCUGCCAUCCGCAACAGGACUUCGAUUUUCGAAACCACCGAGUUCCGAGCUACCAGAGGCAACAAGCUGUUCCUCACCCAGGCUCGCGUUGUUUACCACUACGGAGGCGCGACUACCGAGGAAAAUGGCGCCGACGUGAUGGAUGCCCACUUUACCUACGCCAAGGAAGUGUUCAACUGGUGCCAGGAUUUGAAGAUCCGGCUCAUCUACGCAUCCUCAGCUGAUGUGUAUGGAUCUAGCCCAAGUUUCAGCGACACUGACGUAAAGGAGGCGCCUCUGACUCCCCAAGGCUACUGCCACCUACUCUUCGACCGGUAUGUCGUCAAGAACAAACAACCUGUCAAGAACAUGCAGGUAGCUGGCCUCCGUCUUUUCACUGUCUACGGACCCCGCGAGCAAUACAAAAGCACCAAGGCCAGCGUGGUCAAUCAGUUCUACAGUAAGCGCACGGAAUUCAAAGCGGUUGAACUCUUCGGCGAAUACGCUGGAUGCGAGGCUGGACAACAGAAGCGUGAUUUUGUUUACGUGGAGGAUGUGGCUCGCUUGAACUGCUGGUUCUAUGAUCACCCUGAAGUUGAUGGAAUUUUCAACGUCGGCACCGGGAAGGCCCGAUCAUUCCAGGAGGUCGCGACCCAGGUUGUUCGUCACUUCGGCAGCCCUGAGGGAUACAUCCGCAACAUCCAGUUCCCUCAACACCUGAAGGGUAAAUACCAGAGCUACACCUGUGCCGAUCUUUCCAGCCUUCGUCGUAAGGGCGCGCGCUUGGCUUUCCGUGAUAUCGAGGAGGGCAUCCCUGAGUACAUGGAGUGGCUUGACGAUAACCAGUUCAAUGGCAAGAAGCAGGUCGAGAAGGAGUAA
This is a messenger RNA of Penicillium canescens, 1158 nucleotides long. RefSeq lists its product as uncharacterized. The coding region runs from base 1 to 1158 and encodes 385 amino acids. Gene Ontology annotation, molecular function: ADP-glyceromanno-heptose 6-epimerase activity; NADP binding. The record is from RefSeq and is a predicted model, not a curated record. The transcript has a single exon. Gene Ontology annotation, biological process: carbohydrate metabolic process. NCBI's taxonomy places the organism in Eukaryota, Fungi, Ascomycota, Eurotiomycetes, Eurotiales, Aspergillaceae.